UCCCCAAGUGGCCCAGGUCCCCGAGCAAUCAAGGUCAUCCUUCGCGCUCCACAUAUGCCCGCCCCGCGCACCGGCCGUGAAGCGACGGGUGAAAGCGGCCGAAAGAGAAAAGCGCGCCGGCUGAGUGAGGGAACGGCCGUCGGUCGGACAGGUAACGGAAAACAAAAGCUCCCAGUACAUGACUUUGCCGGGAGGCUGGUACAACGGCCGGGUGUGUGUGUGCGCGCGCGCUGCCAGCGUAAACGCCACCACGUUCAAGGCCCGUCGGACCGCUGACGGAGGGGCACCGCUCCUCGUUCGAGUCCCUCACUCACCCGGAUGUGACGUGUGAGAGUCGCUCGCGCGCGACGACGCCGAUAUGAUAUCACCGCCCGGUUCUGGAAAGCCAGCUGGGAGUGCCCCUGCGUCGUCGCUCGACUCGUGGGAGCGGCGGUAGCAGCAGCGUGCAGCUUGGAAGGAGUCGUCGCUUGUGUGUUUAUGCGUGCGCGUGGAACUGUCGCACGCAACUGGCGUCCGGCUGUGGCUACGGAUUCGGAUUGACGCUGCGGCAACGCAUCUGUGCAAUCGUCCGGAAGGGCUUUGUUCUUUCGUGCUGGUGGUGAUGUGUGUUGUGCUACAAGACAACGCAUGUCAACGCUGGGUAUCCGCGCGUGCUUUCGUUUAGAGUGCCGCGGCAGUCUCUUGAGGGUUCGUUGAGCCUUCGUGUUCGUGAGCUGCGCGGGUGUCAUUGCCUCCGAACGAGAGUUUCUGCUGUGUCGUCUGCUUCGCACAUCGUCUGCUACGCCCUUCACGGGACGACGCCAAUCUGGUUCUGCGAGUGGAUCGGUGUUACGGCACAUGCAGAAUCACUAUGUGCACUAUUACGAUGUUUGUGUUCUGCGUGUGUGCUCUUCCCGUCUGCAGAGAGCGUCCGGGCUACAGUUCGCGUGGGCAGCAGUAAUGCCUGCUACGUGCACAGACUGCCGAUGAAAGCCGGUUUCUGAUCGUAGGCGUCUCGGGCUGUUCGUUUUUCGGCGAAAGUGCGGUUGGUGUGUACAACGCGGUGCAGUGUGCAUCGGCGCCCGCGAAAUCUCUGCUACCGUGACUACUCCGAAGCGCCGAGCAGUGUGUAAAGUUAGUGUAUUCGUCGACCGGAGUCCUCCGGCACAUCAGCCAACAUGGUGUACCACUGGCAGAGCCAGCAGUACCGCACCAGCGGUGUGGAUGACAUGGUGCUCCUCACCAAGAUCACCGAGGACGCCAUCGUCGAGAAUCUACGGAAGCGAUACAUGGACGACCAGAUAUUCACCUACAUCGGUCCUGUGCUGGUGACCGUGAACCCCUUCAAGCAGCUGCCGUACUUCACCAACAAGCAGGUCGACCAGUACCAAGGCGCUGCCUCCUACGAGAACCCACCGCACAUCUACGCUCUGGCGGACACCAUGUACCGGAACAUGAUCAUCGACUCUGAGGGACAGUGCGUCAUCAUCUCAGGUGAAAGCGGUGCGGGCAAGACGGUAGCCGCCAAAUACAUCAUGGGCUACAUCGCCCAGGUAUCCGGCGGGGGAUCCAGAGUUCAGCACGCCAAAGAUGUCAUCCUGGAGUCCAACACGAUCCUCGAGGCUUUCGGCAACGCAAAGACUGUCAGGAACAACAACUCUUCGCGAUUUGGCAAAUACGUGGAGAUCCAGUUCGGCCGAGGUGGGGUUCCGGAGGGAGGACGCAUCUCCAACUUCCUCCUGGAAAAGUCCCGAGUCGUGAGCCAGAACCCGAACGAGCGAAAUUUCCACAUUUUCUACCAAGUCUGCUACGGCGCUUCUCCGGAGAUGAAGAAGGAGCUGGGAGUGGCCAACCCCGAUUACUACAGCUACCUGAACCAAAGUGGAGUCUACAAGUUGGAGGGAAUCAACGACGCCCACGACUUUCAAGAGACUCUGAAAGCCAUGACGGUGAUGGGCAUGAGCGAGGACGAGCAGACCCAGUUCCUGCGCGUCGUCAUGGGCGUCCUGCACAUGGGCAUGAUCACCUUCGUCGAGAAAGGGAACUACGCCAUCGUCGAGGACGAACAGUACCUGGAAUUUCCAGCCUACCUGCUGGGCCUGGAGACUGCACAGUUGGCCAAGAAAUUGACAAGCCGUGUGCUUGACUCCAAGUGGGGCACCCACUCGGAGAGCAUAGAGAUGCAACAGAAUGUUGAGCAGGCCAACUACAUCCGUGAUGCCUGGGCCAAGGCAUUGUACACACGCAUCUUUGACCGCCUCGUCGAUAUCAUCAACAAUGCCAUGCAGACCACAGCUGGCGAGCUCAACAUCGGCAUUUUGGACAUCUACGGCUUUGAAAUUUUUCAACGGAACGGUUUCGAGCAAUUCUGCAUCAAUUACGUGAACGAGAAGCUCCAGCAGAUUUUCAUCGAACUAACGCUGAAAGCUGAACAGGAAGAGUAUGUUCAAGAAGGAAUCCAGUGGAAAGCUAUUGACUACUUCAACAACAAGGUUGUCUGCGACCUUAUUGAAAGCAAGGUUCCCCCGGGAGUGUUCUCGGUGCUUGAUGACAUCUGUGCCACGAUGCAUGCCACAAGUGAAGGAGUGGACGCACACCUAUGCCACAAGCUCUCGAACCAAAUUGGCAACCACCCGCAUUUCCAACUGACUGGCGGCACUGGAUUUAUCGUGCAUCACUAUGCGGGCAAGGUCACCUACGAUGCAGAUGGCAUGUGUGAGAAGAACCGCGAUGUCCUGUUUCCAGAUGUCGUCAUGGUCAUGCAGAGUAGUUCCAACGCAUUCAUCAGGGGUCUUUUUCCUGAGAUUGUAUCUGGGACAGUCAAGGGUCGACCUACAACAGCUGGUUCCAAAAUAAAGAGCCAGGCCAACAAGCUGGUAGAUGCACUGAUGAAGUGCACACCACAUUACAUUCGCUGCAUCAAGCCAAAUGAAACAAAGAAGGCACAUGACUGGGAAGAAGAUAGGGUGAAGCACCAAGUAGAGUACUUGGGCCUGAAGGAAAAUAUACGUGUGAGGCGAGCUGGAUUUGCCUACCGGCGAGUCUUUGACAAGUUCCUGCACCGAUAUGCAGUCCUGACCAAAGAGACCUUCCCAAAGUGGCAUGGAAACAUCAAGGAAGGCAUCCUCCACAUUCUCAACAGUGUUGGCAUGGACAAAGACCAGUACCAGCUUGGGAAGACAAAGGUCUUUAUUAAGGCACCCGAGUCGCUGUUCCUGCUUGAAGAAAUGAGGGAGCGGCGGUACGACCAGCAUGCCCGGGUCAUCCAGAAGGCAUUCAAGAAGUACUUUGCCAGGCAGCAGUACCUGAAGCAAAAGCAGAAAGCGGCAGACAUCCUGCAAGGUCGGAAGGAGCGGCGUCAGCACAGCCUGAACCGCAACUAUGUUGGCGACUACAUUGGCCUGGAUCACCAUCCGGAACUGAGGGUGCUCAUCGGAAAGCGAGACAGGGUGGAAUUUGCAGAGACAGUUCUCAAGUAUGAUCGCCGUUUCAAGCCUGUGAAGAGGGAUCUCAUCUUAACUCCCAAAUCCCUGUUUCUUAUCGGCCGAGAAAAGAUUAAGAAAGGAAAUGACAAGGGCAAGAUCAAGGAAGUCAUUAAGCGCAAGAUUGACCUUGAAAACAUUUCUCAAGUGACGACGAGUACUCGUCAGGAUGACUUCAUAGUGUUGCAAGUGAAGAAUGAGUUUGACACUUUCAUUGAAUCUGUUUUCAAGACUGAGUUCCUCUACACUCUUGACAAAAAAGUUCGGGAAAAGUGCCAGCGGCCACUGAACCUGCAGUUCUCUGACAAGCUGGAGUACCGAGUGAAAAAGGAAGGUAUUUUUGGUGGCGGCUCCACCAAACAGGUGCAUGUCACCCAAGGCCAAGGUGACAAAGCUGUUCUAAAGGUCACUGCAGGUGUUCUCAACGUAAGCAUCGGCCCUGGAUUGCCAAAGAAUUCAAGACCCUCGGAGCGUACCGCAUCUUCGGGACCAAGGCCAGUGAGGGUCAGCGCCUCAAGAACGCAGCAGCCCAGUGGAAACAAGUUGAAGGAACACAACGGCAGAGGCAGGACUGUGACUUCUGCAGCAUCUGCCAGAACUCCAAAUGCCGCUCUUGCAGCUGUCAUUGGAGCAAGAGGUGCAAGCAGUGCGCAGAGGCAUGCUCCAAACCUACCACGUACCGGUCAUAGUCAGCACAAAAGAGUUUCCACAGAAGGAAAUGGCACUUCAGAUUACAUGAGACCUCCUGAAGCAGGCAUGUCAGGGGAAAAGCGGAAGAACUCCAAGAAAGCUCGGCCAGUUCCAGGUGGUGGUAAGCCAAAGCCUCCAAGCCGGCCAAAGCCUGCAGUCCCCACGUGCAAGGCUUUAUACGCUUACGAUCCUCAGGACACAGACGAGCUGGCAGUUGGAGAAGGCGACAUCAUUGAAAUCCUCAAAGAAGAUCCAUCAGGCUGGUGGCUUGGGCGACUAAGAGGCAAGGAGGGGCUCUUCCCUGCCAAUUACGUGGAGCGUAUCUGAUCCUGUGUGUUACACACAUUUCCUACUUUUCCUUUGCAUCACGCUUGAAAGCAGCAAAUUGUCAAGUGUGAUUAAAAGCCAUAAGACCUCAAAGACAUUCUUCAUGGGGAUUCUGCUUAUGUUGUGAAAGGUGGAGUUUGCAUCUUUCAUUGAGUGGUAACUGGAGAGGCCUAGAUGAAUGCUGGGAUAUGUACUCUCUUGUUGUGUUAGUACUAUAUGAUGAAAGUGAAGAUGUUUCAAUGCCAUGAAUGUGCACAGCUCCAGAGCACCAUUAACAAGAUCUCUGGUUUAGCAAGCACAAAUGCUGGGUCACUUUGUAAUUUUCCAUGAAGCUUGCAGUAUGAAGGACACUAGGUGAAGGAAAAGAACACGUUGGGUUAAAAAAAAAAGGAUAUAAGUGUUGAGGUGGUCAGAACUGUUUUCUUCAGCCUAGUGUCUUUUGCGCUGUAGCCACUAGUUUUGCAAAAGCAUUACAAAUGUAAAUGUUUGCAAGUGCUUUUUUUUUUCCCCUUUGUGCAUGCCUAACCUUGCAGAGCUGUGUAAAGAUUGUGAACAAAUGUCCUUUUCUUUGCCUGUGCUUGUCACAAAAGAAAGCUGUCAUUAAAGUUUUCUUUUCUUUUUCUUCGGA
Molecule: messenger RNA, 5106 nt
Organism: Dermacentor albipictus
Lineage: Eukaryota; Metazoa; Arthropoda; Arachnida; Ixodida; Ixodidae
Product: unconventional myosin-Ie-like
Biological process (GO): actin filament organization; vesicle transport along actin filament
Cellular component (GO): myosin complex; actin cytoskeleton; vesicle
Molecular function (GO): ATP binding; microfilament motor activity; actin filament binding
Source: RefSeq, a predicted model, not a curated record